This is a messenger RNA of Labeo rohita (rohu), 2511 nucleotides long. RefSeq lists its product as uncharacterized. Bases 146 to 2464 code for a protein of 772 amino acids. The transcript is spliced from 18 exons. The record is from RefSeq and is a predicted model, not a curated record. Lineage: Eukaryota; Metazoa; Chordata; Actinopteri; Cypriniformes; Cyprinidae.
UGAAACAGUGCAGCAUGACCACAUUUAUUUGAACAAAGUAUCCACCUUCUUCUUCCAUGUGGAAGAGCAGGAUCCAGAGCAGUUUAGUAUCUUGUAUCUUCAGAACAGAGCCAAGAGACUUUACACCAGACUCGUUCUUGAUGGCAUGUGGAGUGUCCUACCGUCUCUUUCUCAGAGGAACGCUGGCAUCAUGCGACCGGUCAGGAUCUGUCCCAGCACUACCGACAUCCUCCAGCUCCUGUACUAUAAAUAUGAGAUCAUCAGAGAGCAGCUGUACAGAGAGAUGUUACAGGAUGAGUAUGGUGUUGUUUGGUGGGACUCAAUGUCAGUGUGGGAUCAGACAGAAUGUGUGUGUGAAUUAGGAGCGUGUGUAGAGCUGGCAUUCAGACACAGAGACUGGGUUCAGGUGUGUGGGCUUCCUGGGGCCCUCCGGUGCUACAGGAGCUGUGGUUCUGUGGUCUUGAGAGGCUGUCCUGAGAGUGUUAAACCUAGAGAUCAGGCUUGGUCGUCUAAACCGAGGGAACAGGCUUGGUCCGCUUUCAUCUUCCUGUUGGAACUGGAGUCACAUUAUCAAGAUGAGAAGGAAUCAAUCAGCGCACUCAUGAACAGAUUGGGACAGAAAGCUCUGCGUGUUAUAUAUCUCAGUAUGUGUGUUGCUGUGAGGAGAGCCGAGAGAGAGAAUCAGUCCUACACUGCGCUGCUGGUCGCCAGACAGCACUGGGACAGAUGGCCUUAUUUGAGAGGUUCAGUCAGUCAGGAUCUCACCAGGAUCUGGCUUCAGCAAAAUCUGGAUUCCACUGCUAAAAAACAGCAGGGCUGGAAAACAGGAAAUUGUGCACAACAGGCUGUGCUGCAGUUUUUGGUUAUGUGCCAGGAGCAGGAGCGGAAACGAUUGGUGGAGAUCUUGCACAGGCUUUCCCUGAGUGACCUCGAGGAAAACAUUCAGAAAAACAACAAUGUGGUUCAUGGAAACGAGGUGGAUCAGAGCUGUGUGUGGAGCCUGCAGCAGAUUAAAGUCUCUCUACAGGAAGCACAUGGUUCUUAUACUGGACCGUUCGCCCCAGGGUGUUCUGGGAUAGAUGUGUCAUGGGGGGAAUGUGCCACUCAUUUGCUGACCCAGCUGACACAAGCACAUGAAGAUGAGGCCUGGACUGUUUUAAACUCUCUGCCAGAUUUGGAACCUGAGGGUCUUUGGACUUUGCUUCGCAAAUAUGAGAGUGAAUUUCACAGACCCAGUUUCCACAACCUCCAUGAAGUUUUGCAGUCACGUGUACCAGCGCAUGCCAGCAGAGGCACCAGCACAGUGAAUGCUAACACUUUGAAGAAAGAAAGACAUGAACGUGAGGACAUAAGAGAGAGAGAAAGGACUGAGCAGGAACAGGAGGAUCCGUCAGAUGGUGAAAAACAAGAACUCUGCACUGGCUGUGGCAUGGCUUUAGAUCCAGAAGACACUCCAUAUUUAGAGAUCUUGUGUGUCAGAGACCCAAGAGAUGAAGAAAGCAUGAUGGAGACGAGAGAUGGAGACAGAGACAGACAAACAGAGAACAAAGGAGACCCUCAGGAGAUUACAGUGGAGAAACAAAACUCUCUGAUCACAUUGGCCUGGAGCAAACCAGCCCACGGAAAGAAUCACAUUCAGGAAGUGACCUCGGCUCAACAGGAAGUAGAGGCUGUCUCUAUUGCAGUGCAUGAGGAUACAGAUGUGGACACAACUCCACAUGAUGUGCACAUUUACACACAGCAGGAAAACAUAAGCUCCGUCUCGCUGCAGCCAAGUGAACAAUAUGAAGAAACACAUUCAGAUCACACAGACAGUGUGAAAGGAAAGACACAGAUCCAAGAAGUCCAUUCAAGCUUCAUCACAGAGGGCAUAAGAGAUGGAGAGUUUACAUUCAGUGACACCCAGCAGGUCGAGCAAACACCACCUGCUGCUCCACGGCUGCUACAAAACACUGACACAACAGACAGCAACACGGCACCAGCAAGUGUUCAUUUCCCAGACAGGGAACCUACACAAACAUUCGGGUCCCAUGAGAUGGAGGCAUCGCUUCAGGGGCAGAGGAACGAGGAGCUCUGUGAGAGAGCGGGUGAGGAGCAGCAGCUGCAGCGGGAGGCCACGAUGCGCUGCCUAGUAGACAUCCAGAGGAGAGCAGAGCGACGCUGGCAACGAGACCGAGACAGACAACUGCUCAGAGUUCAAGAGCGACUGGCCAUCGUUCAGAGUCGGAAGGCAGAUGAAGAUCUGUUGGGUUUGACGCAGGAAGACACACUCAGACAUCUGACCGACACACUACGACAGGAGGAUGAGCAUCAACAGAAAACUUUAGUAAGAGAGAAACUUCAGCAGAUGAGGAGAGAACGCUCCUGCAUUCUCCAGACCAGACGGGAGAGAAACACAGCUGGGUUUAAAGAGCUCCUUGCGCCCACAGCUCAACGCAUGACAGAAACCGAAGAAGGACGCUAGUGCGUACUCAGACCCAUUUCUACAAACAUACAGCACACGGUCAAAAC